Messenger RNA from Gopherus flavomarginatus (Mexican gopher tortoise), 6571 nucleotides. RefSeq names its product lemur tyrosine kinase 3 (gene LMTK3). The transcript has 15 exons. Gene Ontology annotation, biological process: protein phosphorylation. Gene Ontology annotation, molecular function: ATP binding; protein kinase activity. Bases 603 to 4877 code for a protein of 1424 amino acids. Lineage: Eukaryota; Metazoa; Chordata; Testudines; Testudinidae. The record is from RefSeq and is a predicted model, not a curated record.
CAGGCGGAUGCCGAAAUCAGCCAGCCUCCCAUUGGAUUUGAUCCUCCUUUUCUUCUCCCCUUCCCCCCUUCCACUUCCCCACCCCCCCCACCCCGGCAAAGCGGGUGGAAAACCCAGGCGUCUGCCCGGAUCUCCUCCCCCCCCAGUUUUCCUUUCCACCCUGCAUCCCACCCUCCCCAAUUCUCCUCCUCCCCCCGUCUAUUGUUGGCAUGGGCAUAACCCGCGUCUGAUCCUUUCUAUUGCUUGGCCCCUGCCAGCCCUCCGCUGGGCGGAUUGGCCCCUUCCCUCCUUCCCCUUGGAGCUCUGAGGCGGAGGAAGGAAGGAAGAUGCUUCGGGAUGAAAAGCAGGUAGCAGCCGAGGCCAGGCCGGCCCAUCUUCCCGGCGAUGUGAAGCCGGGGUGCCCUCCGGCCCGGGUCCCCCUCACCCCUUCGGAUGUGUGAAAGCCACUGGGCGCUCCCCCCCUGUCCCGCACACCUGCCCCGUUUCAGGCAGCGUGGCCUGCGCCUGGCUUCCCUCCCUCGGGUCUCCCCUGUUCCCCCCCUGGACCUAGGCUGUCUCCCCGCUGGUGGCCCCCGCCGAUCGAUGCCCGCCGAGCUCCAACAAUGCUAAGGCAGGGGCACGUCAUCCUGCUGGCCGCCUCCAUGUCGUAUUUCAACCCGGACAGAGCAUUAGCUGCGCCGCUGGAGAACGAUGGUCUGUCCCAAGGCCAGUUCCCUCUUGCUCCCCCUUAUGCUGUGGUCUUGAUCUCCUGUUCGGGUCUCCUGGCCUUCGUCUUCCUCCUCCUCACCUGCCUGUGCUGCAAACGGGGCGAUGUUGGCUUCAAGGAGUUCGAGAACCCGGAUGGGGAGGAGUAUUCGGGGGAAUACACGCCACCCGCUGAGGAGACCUCAUCAUCCCAGUCCAUCCCAGACGUCUACAUCCUGCCGCUCUCUGAGGUCUCGCUCCCGGCUCCCAACCAGCAGAUGCCCAAGACAGACCUAGUGAAGCAUCUGGGAUUGAGCCGGCAGCACCUCAGCUACCUGCAGGAGAUCGGGAACGGCUGGUUUGGGAAGGUGAUCCUGGGGGAGAUCUUCUCAGACUUCACCCCAGCCCAGGUUGUGGUGAAGGAGCUUCGAGUCAGCGCUGGACCCCUGGAGCAGAGGAAGUUCCUGUCAGAGGCUCAGCCCUAUCGAAGCCUUCAGCACCCCAACAUCCUGCAGUGCCUGGGGCUGUGCACGGAGACCAUCCCCUUCCUGCUCAUCAUGGAGUUCUGCCAGCUGGGCGACUUGAAGCGCUACCUGCGAGCCCAGUGCCAGGCAGACGGGCUGACCCCCGACCUCCUGACCCGCGACCUCGGCACACUUCAGCGCAUGGCCUAUGAGCUCAUCCUGGGGCUGCUACACCUGCACAAGAACAACUACAUCCACAGCGACCUGGCCCUGCGGAACUGCCUGCUGACCUCUGACCUCACCGUCCGUGUCGGCGACUAUGGCCUCUCGCACAACAACUACAAGGAGGAUUAUUACAUCACCCCUGACAGGCUGUGGAUCCCACUGCGCUGGGUGGCGCCGGAGCUGCUGGACGAAGUUCACGGGACACUCGUGGUGGUGGAUCAGAGCAAAGAGAGCAACGUCUGGUCCCUGGGGGUGACAAUGUGGGAGCUGUUUGAAUUCGGCAGCCAGCCCUACCGGCACCUGUCGGACGAGGAGGUUCUCGCCUUCGUCAUCAAAGAGCAGCAGCUGAAGCUGGCCAAACCACGCCUGAAGCUCCCCUACUCUGACUACUGGUACGAGGUGAUGCAGUCAUGCUGGCUGCCAGCGCCACAGCGCCCCACACUGGAGGAGCUGCACCUGCAGCUGACCUACCUGCUGACGGAGCGCUGCCACGCGCAGGCGGAGGAGAGUUUUGAGUGGCGCUGGAACGCCUUGAAGCCCAAGCGCUCGCCGGCCACCUCCCCCCCCUGCCGGCGCCGCUCAGAGGAGAUCUCGGCCUACCCGCUGCUGGAUGGCUUCCAGGGGGCCGACCUGGAUGACGUCCUCACGAUCACCGAGAGCAGUCGGGGGCUCAACUUCGAGUACAUGUGGGAGAAGGCCCGGCUGGGGCGCUGGAAGGCCAGCCCGGCCCCCGGGGCCACCCCCACCAGCAACGGCAGUCUGGCUGUGCCCGGCCCCAACCCCUUCUAUGAGGCGCCGGCGCGGCAGAGCCUGGAGACGCCCAGCGUGGUCCCGGUGAUUAGCGCCCGCAGCCCCUCUGUUAGCAGCGAGUACUACAUCCGGCUGGAGGAGCACGGCGACGGGGAAGGGCCCGAGGGCACCGUCUGCACCCCCAGCCCCGUUUUCGAGCGCCAGUACGGGGUGCCCGGCUCCCCACCGGAGCCUCUCUUCCCUUCCGACUGGGACCCCAUCGAAGCAGGCCGGGGCAGCCCUCCGCCCCUGGCCCGGCACCACCUCCCCCACCUCCUGCAGGAGGGGCCGGCCAGCUGGGUCCCCGGUGCCACCAACCCCUUUACCUCAGUGUCCCGGGAGCUGGCCCGGUGCGGUGCCAACCCCUUCCGGGCCGAGAUCCAGGAGACCUCGCUGACAGAUCCGGUGCCGGGGGGCAUCUUCCUGGGGGAGUCCCUGCUCCACGUGUACCAGGAGCUGGAGGAGCAGCAGCGUGGCUGGGAAUGCGAGGGGCUGGAGGAGCGGGGGGCCGGGGAGACGCUGGCGGGGGACCCCUCGGAGUUCCGCCCCUCGCCCCCCUGGGACCGGGAGCCCUCCCUGAUGGAGGAGCAGAGCUCGGCUGGCAGCACGGAUGGGGAGGACGCCAGCAGCGGCGGGGACGGGCGCCGCAACCCCCUGCUCUGCCCGCUCUGCAGCCGGGGCGGGCGCUGCCGCUGUGCCCCGGGCCGGGGGGAGGUCGUGAGUGGCUGGAGCAACCACGCCCCCAUCCCCCGGCCCCACCGCGACAGCUGCGGCACCGAGGACGAUUCCUCCCUCAAGGUGGAGCGGGGCUCCCUGGCCGACUGCCCCAUCCUGCUAGGAGAGGGCCCCCCCGGGGCUGGAGAGGGCGGGGCUGGGCCGCUCGGCCCACCCCAUUUGGCCGGGGCGCCACCCCCUCCCUCGGCAUUCUACGACCCGCUGAUGGGCACGGCCGUGGUGAGCUACGAACUUCAGGACUACCCCAAGCGGGGGGUGGCUGGGCGGCCGCCGGGCUCGCCCUUCCCCGGCCUGACCGCCGCCUGCUGCAGCGUCAUCGUGCCGGUGGAGAUCCCGCCCCUGGCCACACUGGCGGAGAGCGCCGACGAGGAGACCAUCGCCAUCGUGCCCGAGGCCGCAGACGGCUUCGCGGCCAGGCCCGAGAUCGGCCCGGCCCCGGUGGGCCGGCGGAGGGGCCCGCUGGAUUCUGGGGACUCGCUGGACCUCCCGUCCAACACCAGCUCCUCCGAGGGCUGCAGCCCGGCCUCCCGCUUCUCCUCGCCGGGCCAGAAGUUCCCCGACAGCGGCUACGAGACGGAGAACACCUUCUCCCCGGAGCUCCUCGUCCGGGAGCCCGAGGAGGAAGAGGAUGGGGAGUCGCCCGGCGAAGGGGAUGCUGCCCAGCUGCCCCCCACGCCCAUCUCGGAGUCCACCAGCGACCUGACACUGUCGGAGGAGACGCCGGGGGCCGAGGAGGAAGCAGGCUCGGGGCGGGGGCUGGCCACGACCCACCGAGAUUCGGCCUAUUUUUCCGAUGGCGAGGGGGAGGGGGGCCAGGGGGAAGAGGAGGAGCCAGAGGCGGGGCAGGACGAGGGGCAGCCGGCGCCGGCCAAGGUGGAGGCCGGCUUCGUAGUGCAGGUGUGCAAGGAGCAGCUGCUGGUGUCGCUGCGGGAGAACAUCACCCGCAACCUGCUCUGCAACCACCGGGAACUGGGGACCUCGGUGUCCGGGGCCCCAGCUGCCAAGGAGGAGGCCGUGAUCCGACUCUGGGCCCUGGAGCCCGAGGGGGCCCAGGGCGCUGGAGACGAGCAGGAAGGGGGCGGCGGGGAGACGGCAGGUGGGCUGCCCCAGGAAAAGGAGGAGGGGGCGGAGAGCGAGGAAGGGCAGCUGGAUGGCCAGGAGGUGCCGGAGCUGAGCGGGCAGGCCCCUGUCCCCAGCCCCGAGGGGUCCGACCUGGCAUCUGAGCAGCCGCAGCCCCAGCCCCACCUGGACUUCAGCACGGCAGGGAGCCCAGGCAACGAGGACAUCAAAGCCAAGGUCUCGCGCCUGUCGCUGGCGCUGCCCCCGCUGAGCCUGCAGCCCUUCACCGGCCCGGGGGGGCGGAAGGGCUGCGGGGGGCUGACACCAGAGGAGGAGGGGGCUGGACGGGGGGUCCUGGGGCCAGGCGAGGAGGAGGAGGAGGAGGAGGCGCCGGGUGUCGGGGGCGUCCCCAUCGUGGUCAGCGACUCAGACGACGGGCGCAACCUACGCGGGCUGCUCAAGUCCCCACGCUCGGCCGAGGAGGCUGCCGAGCUGGACCGGAAACGCAAGAUGGUGUCCUUCUUCGACGACGUCACCGUCUACCUCUUCGACCAGGAGACGCCCACCAACGAGCUGAGCUUGCAGAGCGGCCCGGAGGGCGAGGGCGGCACCACCCAGGGCCCUGCUGGGCAGCCUGCUCUUGAGGCCUUCCCGCCCGCCGACGGAUUCAGUGGCAGCUUUGAAUGGGAUGACGACUUCCCGCUGAUGGCCCAGAACCCAUCCUUCGUCUCCAUGGUGACGGACCCCAGCUCAGGGGCCCCCCCAACGCCGCCCCCAGCGCUGCUCCCGGCCAAGGGGGCAGAGCCCAGCCUGAUGGACGCCCUGCGCUUCUCUCGCUUCACCGUCUCCCCUGCCCUCGAGCCCCACCUGGCCCCCCGUGAGGCCGAGCUGGCGCCCACAGCCAACCCCAUUGAGAACUGAGGUGGGGACCUGCCCCCAGCAAUCAGGGACUCCUCGGGAUGGCACUGGGCCAUCUCACCCCCUAGCCUGGCUGGGAGACGCAUGCGCCAGGCGUGUUCUGGGGGACACAGAGACUCAGGGGCGGGGGGCAAGGCCAGCGUUUUGGGAUCCCUCCCGCCCCCACAAGGACUUGCUUCUCUGGACAAUUUUUUUACAGUGACUCAGCCUCUGGGGGGCAGCCAGGUUGCUGAAUGUGCCUGCUCCCCAGUGCCCCUCUCUGCCCCUUUCCCCGCACGUGGGAGUUUGCUGUCAAAACUGUCUUGUGCCAAAUCCAACCAAUCCAAGGGGCAGCGAGCUAUGUAUCGGGGUGGGGGUGGGGGCUCACACUGCCCUCCCCCAGGACUGGUCCCCCUACCAGUUUAACUCUGUGUCUCAAGCAAAGAGGGAAAAUGCCCCAUAACUCAUCAGCAAUGGGGGGCUCCCCCCAACCAGCCCUGUCCCCCCCCCUUGUGGAAUUUAGGCCCCAAAGCUGCCGCCCGCUUCCCCCUCUUGGCACCAGAUGCUGCCUGACGGAUGGACAGAUGGACAUGGGGGGCAUUGUUAUACAGACACCUUUGUUCCCCCCCCAGGACGUGCACUGAGGAUGGAGCCCCCACUCCUUGCAGCUGGAGAUCAGCUGGGGCCCCAGGAUUCAGCGGGGAGGGGGAAUGAGGGGAGGGUUGGCUGAGGUCUGACGCUUGCUAGUUCGUACUGGGGGCCGAGUGGAGACCCUGGGCUGGCGCAGGUGGCUGCUGGGUUAUUACCGGCAUGGGGGCAGUGGGGGCGGCACAUCACUGGUUUCUACUGGGAGCCUGAUGGAGUCAAUGGGGGUUACAGAGCCUGUUGCAGGGGAGGGUCGCUGGGUGUAUUUUCUAGUCCUAGGGGCCCACCCCCGCCUUUGGCCCGUUGGGGGUGCAUGGGGUUAGGCUUAGGGAAGGGGGCCUGGGGUCUUUCCCCUCUAGGAGCCACCAGCUCCCAUCUGCCCGAAUUUGAGGGACUGGCUGGGUCAGGGGGGCAGGGAAUGGGACAUAGGGCCUUUCCCCACUAGGGGGCACCAGCUACCCAGUAUCCUGCCCCUUUUCUCCUGGAUCAGACCCAUGGGUCCCUCUGCCCUGGUGUCCGGCCCCCCUUGGUGCCCCACUGGAUCACAGCCAUGGGUCCAGCUACCCCAGUGUCCCACCCCCUCGCCCAGCCCUAUCUAGCCUGUGUCAGAAGUGGGCCUGGAUUUCACUGGCACCCUCCAGAGCACGUUUCUGGCUCAGUUUGUCAUUAAGGGGGGAUCUACCUGCCCCCCAAGAACCAACCCCCCCCACACACACACACCAGGCAGCUGCCAAACAAGGCCAGGUCUGUAAAUAUGUGGGCACGAGGAGACGCCUGGUGUCUCGCCUGGCGCCGCCUUCGGCCUGCUCCUGAUUUGCCAAAAUGAACAAAGAUUAAAAAAGAGUGAAUAUUAACCCCCAAGUGUCUGCUACCCGCGAGCCGUGGGGGAGGCUGGACACAUGGAUGGCGGUGGGUUUUGGGGGAGCGAGGUCGUGGGGGAGAAGGUUGUGGGCUGAUGGAGGGAUUAAGUGCUGCACUGUAUGGGAUAGUGGGAUGGAGUGGGUAUGUGGGGGGACGUGUGGGGUACAUUGAGGGAUGGCUGGAGGGAUGCAUGUGGGGGAAGACGGAUGGAC